Messenger RNA from Erigeron canadensis, 943 nucleotides. Its product is annotated as squidulin. Lineage: Eukaryota; Viridiplantae; Streptophyta; Magnoliopsida; Asterales; Asteraceae. Bases 84 to 800 code for a protein of 238 amino acids. The transcript is spliced from 2 exons. The record is from RefSeq and is a predicted model, not a curated record. Gene Ontology annotation, molecular function: calcium ion binding.
UGCCAAAUCCCACACUUUCCUUUCCUUCCUUCUUUCUGUCUCUUCACACAACAACCCCCAUUUGUCAAUAAUUCCAAUUAAUUAUGAAACUGAUCACUUAUAACCCAAAAAAUCUGUUUAAAUCUAAAAAAAAUAGGUCUGUUUCUAGACAUAAUAAUAAUAAUGAUCCAUCUUCUUUUGGUUCUUAUGCCACAACAUCUUCUUCUGCAUCAUCAUCAUCUGACACUACAUCAAGUCAUCUCCAAUCAAAAUCUAAAUUAAAAAAUAAAUCUGAUGGUGUGGCUACUCCCACAAGUGUUUUGCAACAUGCUAAUUUGCAUACACAUGAAAUAUCCUCUGAUGAAUGGUCUGAGAUUUCCACUGAUGUUCAGUUUGAAAUGAUGCAAGCUUUUAGAUUUAUAGACAAGGACGACGAUGGAAAGAUAACAAAAGCCGAGCUUGAAGCGAUUCUAAACCGAAUUGGAGGAUCAGAACCCCAAAUCCAUGACGAAUUAACAAUUAUGUUAAGCGAAAUCGAUAGAGACGGUGACGGAAUAAUAACUCUCGAGGAGUUCGGGGCGAUUAGCGCCGCAUUCGGACCGCCAUCUUGCGAUACCGAACUUAAAGACGUUUUCGAGUUUUUCGACACGGAUAAGGACGGUCGGAUCACAGCCGAUGAAUUAUUUGAAGUGUUUAAAUCGUUAGGAGAUGGAGAUUGCACGUUAGAAGAGUGCAGAAGUAUGAUUAGUAACGUUGAUAAAAAUGGUGAUGGGUUUGUGUGUUUUGAGGACUUUACACGUAUGAUGGAACAACAAAAAUGAAGAUAUUUUUUGUUGUUUGUUCGAUUUAUGAUCAUUUUGAAAGGUGUAACAUUUUUCUCUUUGGGGGUGGUACAUGACAUAAUAUGAUAAUAUGAUAUGAUAAAAUGGAUUAAUUGGAAUAAUAUCGUGUGCUGUUUGCCGUA